AUGGGGAAAAUCGCUGCAAAAUGUCAUAAGCUCCUGGAAGCUGAGAUCCUCCGCCGCUCCUCGCAUAUCAUUUCUGUUGCUGGUAGUCAAGCCUAUGUGUUUGGUGGAGAGCUGAAGCCCCGCGAGCCCCGCGACAACGAUGUCCACUCCAUCGCUUUACAAAGCAACGACACAACAGUGAAAUCCGCACCCGCAACAUCAACGUCCCCCUCCGCAAGAGUCGGAACAGCGGCAGCCACGCUUAAUGGAAAGAUCUAUAUCUUUUCCGGCCGAGGAGGCGUCGCAAUGGCACCGAUUGAAGAACAAGGCACCAUUUGGGAAUUCGACCCCGUCAGAUCAACGUGGUCGUCACUUCGGCCUUCAGCCGAGCAGAAAUAUCCCGCAGCACGCAGCUACCACUGCAUGACCAGCGACGGCGCCGACACACUUUUCCUGCAUGCGGGGUGUCCUGAGAAGGGCCGGCUUGGCGAUGUUUGGUCAUUCAAUAUCGCCCGCAGAGAAUGGACGGAGCUUGCGCCCGCCUUCGAUCCUCCGCGCGGCGGUACGUCUAUUGCGUUUGUUGAGGGCUUGUUGUACCGGAUGAAUGGGUUUGAUGGGAAAUCGGAGCAAGGGGGGAAGCUUGAUAUCUACUCUCCCGCCGAGAACUCAUGGAUUUCUCAUUCGUAUUCGCCGGACGGCAAAGCGGGUCCGACGCCGCGCAGUGUGAGCGCGCUGUUGCCGCUCCGUCUUGGUGGUCGGCCGUUCCUUGUCACGCUGUUCGGGGAGCGCGAUCCUAGUUCGCUGGGCCACCAAGGGGCGGGGAAGAUGCUGGAUGAUGUGUGGAUUUUCGAUAUUCAUGAGAAAAUUUGGCAGCAUGUUUCUCUGGAAGGGGAUGAGCUGCCGCUUCCGCGGGGAUGGUUUGAUGCUGAUACGUUGGGUGAAGAUGCCAUCAUAGUGCAUGGUGGUCUUGGAGAGUCUAAUGAGCGCCUUGGAGAUAUUUGGAAGCUUGAUUUCGUUCAGUAG
Messenger RNA from Penicillium chermesinum, 1002 nucleotides. Its product is annotated as Kelch repeat protein. The record is from RefSeq and is a predicted model, not a curated record. Lineage: Eukaryota; Fungi; Ascomycota; Eurotiomycetes; Eurotiales; Aspergillaceae. Bases 1 to 1002 code for a protein of 333 amino acids. Gene Ontology annotation, molecular function: protein binding. The transcript has 2 exons.